Molecule: messenger RNA, 2029 nt
Organism: Neltuma alba
Lineage: Eukaryota; Viridiplantae; Streptophyta; Magnoliopsida; Fabales; Fabaceae
Product: exocyst complex component EXO70A1
Exons: 11
Coding region: 69-1973 (634 amino acids)
Biological process (GO): exocytosis
Cellular component (GO): exocyst
Molecular function (GO): phosphatidylinositol-4,5-bisphosphate binding
Source: RefSeq, a predicted model, not a curated record
CACUCCUAUCUUCGUUUUCCUUGAGAUCAAACAAGGACGGGAAAGUGCGAGAAAAUCCGGCAUGAACAAUGGGGAUACCUCAAGCAAUGGAUUUUCUCAAGGACAGAGCAGCAUUUGUGAGGGAUUCACUGCAUAAGAGUCAGACCAUUACCGACAACAUGGUCGCCAUUCUCGGUUCUUUUGAUCACCGCCUCUCCGCCCUCGAGACCGCUAUGCGUCCAACUCAGAUAAAAACACAUUCGAUUCGAAGGGCGCAUGAAAACAUUGACAAGACACUAAAAGCUGCUGAGGUCAUCUUGAUGCAUUUCGACCUGUCCCGCAAGGCGGAGGCAAAAAUAUUGAGAGGCCCACACGAAGAUCUUGAAAGCUAUUUAGAAGCAAUUGAUCAGCUUAGAUCCAUUGUCAGUUUCUUCAGCAACUACAAGAGUAUGAAAAAUACAGAUACAGUCCUGAAUCAUGCGAACAACUUACUUUCUAAAGCUAUCUCGAAGUUAGAAGAUGAGUUCAGAAAUCUCUUGACAAAUUACAGCAAGCCUGUGGAACCUGAUCGCCUUUUUGACUGCCUGCCAAACUCUCUGAGGCCUACUGGUCAACAAGGUGAGGGCGGUGGCAAAGGUCAUUCCGAAAGCCAGAAAAAGACACUGGAAAAACCCGUUUUCACACUUCCGACGCUGAUUCCACCGAGAGUUCUGCCUUUGCUACAUGAUUUAGCGCUGCAAAUGGUUCAAGCCGGCCAUCAACAACAGCUUUUUCGAGUUUACAGGGACACCCGCGCUGCAGUACUGGAACAGAGCCUUAGGAAGUUAGGUGUAGAGAGGCUCAGCAAAGAUGAUGUUCAGAAAAUGCAGUGGGAGGUUUUGGAGGCUAAGAUUGGAAAUUGGAUUCAUUACAUGCGGAUUGCUGUCAAAUUGCUAUUUUCUGGGGAAAAGAAAAUCUGUGAUCAAAUAUUUGAGGGGGUUGAGUCGUUAAGAUCUCAAUGUUUUGCUGAAGUUACUGCUAGCAGUGUGGCUAUGCUUCUUAGCUUUGGAGAGGCAAUUGCUAAAAGCAAGAGAUCUCCGGAAAAAUUAUUUGUUCUUCUGGAUAUGUAUGAGAUAAUGAGAGAACUUCAAUCAGAGAUUGAGACAAUUUUUGGAAGUAAAGCUUGCAUGGAAAUGCGGGAGACUGCAUUGAGUUUGACCAAGCGGCUAGCUCAGACAGCCCAAGAAACCUUUGGUGACUUUGAGGAAGCAGUUGAAAAGGACGCCACUAAGACUACUGUAUUAGAUGGAACUGUCCAUCCUCUAACUAGCUAUGUGAUUAAUUAUGUGAAAUUUCUAUAUGAUUAUCAAUCGACUUUGAAACAACUUUUUCAAGAAUUUGAUGCUGGUGAUCCAGAAGAGCAGUUAGCAUCUGUCACAACAAGAAUUAUGCAGGCACUUCAAAAUAAUUUAGAUGGAAAAUCAAAGCAGUAUAAGGAUCCCGCAUUGACCCAGUUGUUUCUUAUGAACAAUAUCCACUACAUAGUGAGAUCUGUGAGAAGGUCAGAUGCAAAAGAAAUGUUGGGGGAUGACUGGGUGCAAAUACACAGAAGAAUUGUGCAGCAGCAUGCAAAUCAGUAUAAAAGAAUCUCUUGGGCAAAGAUAUUGCAGUGCCUCACUGUCCAAGGAGCUAAUUCAUCAGGUGGUGGAGAUAGCAAUAGUGGAGUUUCCAGAGCUUCGAUUAAAGAUAGGUUCAAGACUUUUAAUGUUCAAUUUGACGAGCUUCAUCAAAGACAAUCUCAAUGGACAGUUCCUGACAGCGAGUUGCGUGAAUCCCUAAGGUUGGCUGUUGCUGAAGUACUUUUGCCUGCCUAUAGAUCUUUCAUUAAACGUUUUGGGCCUAUGAUAGAGAAUGGCAAAAAUCCCCAGAAGUACAUUAAAUACUCUCCGGAGAAUCUCGAGCAAAUGCUGGGCGAAUUUUUCGAAAGCAAGACGUGGAAUGAACAGAAGCGGUGAAUUAUAGCAUACUUGAUUUUAACAUUCUAGGCACUUCGGCGCUUACCACGAUUGAU